Molecule: messenger RNA, 873 nt
Organism: Suillus plorans
Lineage: Eukaryota; Fungi; Basidiomycota; Agaricomycetes; Boletales; Suillaceae
Exons: 2
Coding region: 1-873 (290 amino acids)
Source: RefSeq, a predicted model, not a curated record
AUGGCUGACCCUUCCCUUGAAGUAUGUCCAGACUUCACCGGUGACUUGUUCGCAGCCAUCCGUGAAGACCUAGUCAAUGCAACCGGUUCCACACACCAAGCAGUAGCAGACAGGUUGAGAAAUGUGUGGGUAGUAGAUCAUGAAGCGAGAGUCCUCGAAUGGAACCAUCAACGAGAUGAGGAGGCCCAAGAAGAGGCCGAAAUAGAACGGGCUCAAGCAGCCCACGAGGAAGAAGAACACAUAGCGAAAGAGGCGGAAGCCGAGAAAGAUCACCUCGAGCUGGAGAAGAAGAAGCCCAAGAUGAAUAGUUUCAAUGCAACAGCCACCGUCGGCGACGCCAUCGCUCCUCGUCCCUCCCAAUAUGCGAUCCAGAAACUGAACAACUUCGAAUACGUAGAAUUAUGGUACUUCUCCCCAGAGGGAUGCAAGGAGGCCAUGAAAAUGUCUCGUUCCAUGGCUGAUGACACCUUCAGUUUAGCAAAGCUCAACGACCAACUAACCAUCCGCCCAUCCUCAGCAUUCAAAGCUUCGAGGUCGGCGAUCCCGGACCAUGAACUAUCAUUUUCCGUUUUCCUCCGGGCAAAGAACCUAUUCCUUACCCAGGCCAACGCGGCAAAGUGGCCCCAAACCCACCUAGACGCCCUCGCCUUGUUCUUUUGGCACCUGGAGAACCAUUCCAUCCGCAACAAUAGCGAACUCGGAGACUUAGUCAUUAUGCACUAUGCAUCCCGGGUAUGCCUGGAUUGGCACGAUCACCUCAAGCGCGACAAAGGCUUCAACAUUGGUAUCAUUAACGAGACCUUGCUACGGUCUAUAAACGAGGAAAUAUGGGAUAGAGUGCAUUCGAGAACCUUGGUCAUGUCACAGAAUUAG